UCUGCAGUGUAGGAUAUAAAUUGAAGAUAACAUGUCCAAUGUACCACAGUGCUUAUCACUAUGAAUGCUGUCGCUGGUCUCAUAAUCGCGUGUCUGGCACUCACUGCCUACGGUUUGCCAGGUCCGCAAAUCACCGGCGGCAAUGAUGCUCUGGAUGACGCGUAUCCUUAUCAGGUGUCAUUGAGGACUGCACAUGAUGAAUACCAUUUUUGUGGUGGAGCUAUCAUUAGUGAACAUUACAUUAUCACCUCUGCCCAAUGUAUUGUUGGAUUCCUCAAGGAUCCUUAUAAAGUUUAUGUCGCCGUUGGAAGCAAUUAUCUUGAUGACAUGGUCAUAUAUCGAGCGAUAAAUUUGAUAGUACACGCUGGUUACAACAAAUUGCUACGUAUUAAUGACAUUGGUUUGAUCCGAACAUUGAACACCAUCACGUUUAACGAUAAAGUUCAGCCGAUUGCCUUGCCAACUGUAGAUCGCAAUUUCGAUGGUUAUCCCGUCUUAGCUACUGGCUGGGGACGACUCUGGUUGAACGGUCCAAGCCCUAAUCGCUUGCAAGAGAUUAUAUUGAGGGGAUAUUCCCACGAGUUAUGUAGCAGGUAUGAACACGUCAAGGAGACCCAUCUAUGUACCUUCACAAUGGAAAAUCAAGGAGCGUGUUACGGCGACGGCGGUGGUCCACUCGUUGCUAACAACGAAUUAGUUGGUCUGAUGUCGUACAGUUAUGGCCCAUGCGGCGCAGGUGCCCCUGACGUAUCCACCAGAGUAUUUUCCUAUCGAUCGUGGAUUAAGUACUACACAGGAAUCUGAUACUGUAUUAGAACUAUACACCUAUCGAAUGUCUUUCUGAAAUUUCUGACGAUUACUGCAAAGUGAAAAAUUUUGUGUAUUGUUGUUAAAAAUGGACCUUGUUAAAGUUUUUGUGUUAAAAAUGUAACAUACUUAUGU
This is a messenger RNA of Temnothorax curvispinosus, 942 nucleotides long. RefSeq names its product chymotrypsin-2-like. The transcript has 5 exons. Gene Ontology annotation, molecular function: serine-type endopeptidase activity. Bases 61 to 804 code for a protein of 247 amino acids. NCBI's taxonomy places the organism in Eukaryota, Metazoa, Arthropoda, Insecta, Hymenoptera, Formicidae. The record is from RefSeq and is a predicted model, not a curated record. Gene Ontology annotation, biological process: proteolysis.